AUGACAGAUAUUUUGGCAGAAGAUAUAAAAAAUAAUAAUAAGGCUUUACAAUUUGAACUUGAAGUAAAAAACAUUUUGGAAUUAUUUCAAGAAAAAGAAUCUGAAACUAAUUGGAGAAAUUUUGAGGGAGCAUUGAUACGACUAAUUGAAAUAACUCGUGAAGGAGUUUCUCAUUAUGAAACAGAAUAUAUUUCUGGGAUCAAGUCUUUAAAACAACCAAUUCAAAAUUCGAUUCUUACAGAAAGAACUAAAUUGUCAGGAACAGCAACUGAAUUGGUCGAAGAAAUUUCUAAAUCACUUGGUCCAAAUUUUGAUUCAUUAGCCGAGUUAUUUGUACCCGACAUUCUCAAACUUUGUAAUCGUACAAACAAAUUGUUUGGUACAAGAGCAUAUAAAUGUUUGGAAACAAUAAUUAAAGUGUCCAAAUUAUCAAGCCUCAUACCAAAAUUUAGAGAAGCAAUGCAAAGCCAAAGUAAAUUAUUGAAAACAAAUGUAGCAAAAUUGACAUUGACAAUUUUAGAGGAGGACGUUACAGGUCUAGAAAAUCAUAUUGUUGAUCUAGAAUGGAUUAUUCAUUUAGGUGUCAUAGACUCAACAUUAGAAGUUAGGACUGCUUCAAAAAAAUCCUUUGAAGUUUAUAAAUCCAGAUUCGGUUCAAGAAAAAACCUUGGCAUUAUAAAUAAAGCACAACCAACUAAAUUUUCACGCCAACCUAUUCGUCGUAAUCUACAAAAUCGUAAAGAUAAUGGACAUGAUGAUGAUAUUGUCAUAUUUACUAACAAUGAAAAGAAACAACAAAAUGAUGAUGACUCAUUUAGUACUGAUAUAAGUUCACCACUGUAA
Messenger RNA from Entrophospora candida, 843 nucleotides. NCBI's taxonomy places the organism in Eukaryota, Fungi, Glomeromycota, Glomeromycetes, Entrophosporales, Entrophosporaceae. The record is from the annotation of a GenBank genome assembly.